This is a messenger RNA of Schizophyllum commune H4-8, 731 nucleotides long. RefSeq lists its product as uncharacterized. The record is from RefSeq and is a predicted model, not a curated record. NCBI's taxonomy places the organism in Eukaryota, Fungi, Basidiomycota, Agaricomycetes, Agaricales, Schizophyllaceae. The transcript has a single exon. The annotation marks the transcript as partial.
GUGCAGUAUACCUAUAACGUAUAUUGUAACUAUAUAUCAAAGAAGGUAGCUAGAGUUUCUAUCUGGUAUCAGAAACCAUGGCCGAGCGGCGAGCCCGGUCGCCGCCCAAUCGUUUUCGAGUCCGAAUCAGAGAUCAACCUGGUAGCGGCGACAUGUCCACGCGCUGGCCCGAAGGGAUGUGAGGAUAGUUACACAUCCGUUGUCAGCGCAUCGCCGCUUGCAAGUGGUAAGGUGCGGCACUCAACCGCCUCGCUCAUGUUCCCUCAUUUCUCGACCACUCAUGGUCUCCCUCCACGCCCACUUACGGCCUCCCUUCACACCAGACGCCCACUUACGGUCUCCCUUCACACCAGACGCCCCGUCAUCCUCCAGAGCGACAACCUUCUGCCCGAAUACGACCCGCCUCCUGCCUCUAAACGCCCGAACCUCGAGAUCAUGUCGCGUGCUUCGGGCGUCACCUGUGCCUCGACACCAAGCGCCCGCUCGACUGCGGGCAGUAUGCGAUGAGCUGCGCGGCAGACCGCCCGCGAUGAAGUACGCGGAAGUCUGGCUGCGCUGCCCGCGGGUUGAUGGCGCGCAUGACUGCCCACCUGCGGAUACGUUACGCGCAAGCCUGCGCGCCGAGACUACGCGCAAAACUGCCCGCGAAGUCCUUCAGGUCAGCGACGACGGCUCGCGGCGCGCCGCCGGGAUCGGGCGACAUGACAGCGCGCCGUUGAAGCCAGAGCGCG